AAAUGAUAUCCUUCGUGUACCAUGGCCUACUUCAUCUGUGCUAAUACAUAAAUAGAACAGCAAGUGGGGUAAAGGUUCAUAGUUGGAUGUGUGAAAGAGAUAUGAUGAAGGAUGGUGUAAUCUACACAUUUUAGAUCAACAAUGUAAUUUCAGAAGACACAGAAUGGGCAAGAAGAGUCACGGGAAGACACACGGAGGAGUUACACUUCCAGUCCAGGAGAUAAAUGUUGAAAGUUUACCCAAAACAUUAUCUCCCCAAAAAAGAAAUGAAGUAAACCAUUUGGUAGAAAAACUUUUGAAAGUUAGUAGUACCAUUGUGUCUGCUCCUAAUGCUAAUAAAGAAUGGGAAAAUCAUUUGGAAAUAGAAAAGCUCCUGGAGAAGAUCAGCAAAAUAGAAUCAGAUAUGAGGAUUCUGGUGGCAGACCGAGGUACUCGCAUUGAAGAAUUUGAAACAUGGAUGAAGGAAAAUGGAGCUGAAAUUGAUGGCAUAGAAAUUGCACAGUUUCCAAAUUAUGAGUAUGGAAUCAAAGCAAACAAAAAUUUUUCACAAGGUGACCUUUUGAUUGCAGUUCCUCGAAAAGUGAUGUUGACUGCAGAGAAUGUUGAAGGCUCUUUGUUAGGUCCACUCUUGCAGAAGGAUGCAAUGCUGCAACAUAUGCCAAAUGUGGCCUUGUCUCUGCUGUUGCUUAUAGAGAAGUUCAAGCCUGAUUCAUUCUGGAAGCCUUAUAUUGCAGUCCUCCCAACAGAGUACACCACUGUGUUGUACUUCAAAACUAAUGAACUGCAAGAGUUGAAGGGAUCACCUUCACUUGAACCAGCACUAAAGCAAUGCCGCAACAUUGCCAGGCAGUAUGCAUACUUCAACAACCUCUUUCAGCACUCAUCUGACCCUGCUAGUAAUUUAUUGCGGGAAGUAUUCACAUAUGAUCUAUAUUGCUGGGCAGUAUCAACAGUGAUGACUCGACAGAACUUUGUGCCUUCCAUUGAUGGUAAUUCCAUGCUGAAUGCUCUUAUUCCUAUGUGGGACAUGUGUAAUCAUACCAAUGGGAAGUUGUCCACAGACUUCAAUGCAGAGAAGAAUCGCAGUGAAUGUGUGGCGUGCCGUGACUAUAAAGCAGGGGAACAGAUUUUCAUCUUUUAUGGACCAAGAACUAAUUCGGAGCUGUUUGUACACAAUGGAUUUGUGUAUCCUGAAAAUGAACAUGAUGGUCUACGUCUGAGACUAGGCAUCAGUCGAGGUGAUCUACUGCAAGCAAAACGUGUCGAGCUGUUAGGUCACCUUGGCAUUCCGGCAAUUGGGGACUUUAUGCUUAAGAAAGGGCCAGAUCCAGUUGAUGGGAGGUUGCUGGCAUUCCUCAGGGUCUUUAGUAUGGGACCAGAGCACCUGAACCACUGGCUGUCCAGUGAUCACAGUUCUGACCUUGUAUACCCCGACUGUGCACUUGAGACAGAUGUGGAGUCCAAGAUGUGGAAGUUUCUCCUUGACAGGAUUAAUCUCCUGCAACAUGCCUAUACCACUACGCUGGAAGAAGACUGUACGAAGCUGAAGCAUCUUCAACUGACACCAUGCUCUCGUCUAGCUGUUCAGUUGCUGAUAACGGAGAAGAAGUUGCUUGAAGCUGCUGAAGAACAUGUCAAGCAGCGAAUUAAGACCUGAAGAGGCAAACAGUCUUUAGGUGAUCGUUUCUGUAUGUUGUUCAUUCACUAAAUGCAUUGCAAUUGUUUUAAGGGAUCAACAGAUAGAUGAUAAAUUGGUGAUGGGCCAUGUUAACACAUAAUCAGGUUUGUUUUAGUGUGAACAGAUCAUGUACAUGUUUACUAUGAGUAAUUAUUAUAAAUGUUGAAGUAUUGAGAUCAAAGUAUGAUUAGUCAUGCAGUUUCCAUUCUGAGAGGAACAUAAAAAACUGUAUAAAUUUUGUAUAAAGUAUGAAUUUUGUUGCACUUGACAUAGGGACACAAUUUUUCUGUGACUGAUAAAUGUGAUGGAAAAUACAUAUUUUUUCUGCCAGAAGGCCUGUAGAAUGCAACUCUGAAUGGAAAGUAUCUUACAAACUCCUCAAUCAAAACAUUUGUGUCCUCUGGUGUCUUAUUAUGGUUAUUGUGCCCCAUAAUCAUUACAUGCAGAACUAACUAAUUUCUGGGCUUUUCCGCUUGUGAUUUGGUGAUCGUGUGAAAUGCAGUGAAAUAUUUUUUCCAGUUUCUUGGAAACCAGUAUUUAUCUGAAGGUCUUCCACUAUCCUGUACAUUUUGGUCACCUCUAGUUUACUUAUUAGCGAUUUUAUUUGUUUGAUUAAUAUAUUUACUUUUUGUAACUCUUGAUUUUAAUUUGUUUAUGCAGUCAUGUAACUGCAUGUAAUUGCAGUAUUUGUUAUUUAAUGUAUUGAUGGUGCUACAUUAAGAUUUGAUUCUCAGGUAAGAUAGAAAAUAAAUGCUUCUGAUUGUUGUAGUUGUAUGAAAAUAUUAUAGAAGUAAGGUAUCAUCCUUGAUGUAAGAACUGAAUUUUUAAAUAUUAUUUAAAUGAGUUUCAGCUUCAAAUCAUAAAUGCUAAUAUUGGAAUUUCUUAUAUCUUCAUCAUCUAUGGUCAUUUCUGCUUAUUGCAAGUUGACAUACAUUUAUUACACAAUCAGUAUUAUUUCUUUUUAAGAGUAAUAUAUUUUUAAAGUGUUUACAGUAGUUGUUCUUCUUGAAUGAAAUAAUGUCAUGCGAACAUGCAAGAUUACGUGGAAACAAGAUUCUUGAUGUGUAAUUUUCUUUAUUUUUGAGAAUUAUGUAUGAUGUCAGUUUUAAAUUACUGUCAGAUACACUACAAAAAUUAAUACAUGGCAUCCAGGAAAUGUUUUUGUGGUGCUAGAGGAAAGACAAAAGACAAUUGCUGUAACAGGUACAAAUUUCACUAGAAAACUAUUCUGUGGACCUAAAACAGCCAUUAUGAAGCAAUUUGGAAAAAGGUUUAUGUUUGUGCUGGAGAAAUAUAUAUACAAAUUUUCAUGCGGACAAAUAUUUUUCUGCAACAUGUUCCAUUUUGUAAAUAUGUCUUCUUAUAUGUUGGGUGUCUUAUAGUCUGUAAAUAUGCCAUACUUACUGAAUGUGCUGACUUCUUCAACAUUUCUAGAUGGGUUCCACCUUUGGUCUCAUUUUCAUACACAUUUUGUUGGAGAUUUUGUUUUCUCAAAGUCAGAAGUAGUACAGAAAUUCUUUUUAGACACUAAGUUUAGUAAACAGUUAUAUAAUGAAAAUAUUUGCAUUUAAUUGAAGAAAAAGAUAAACUGGUGAACUGCAAAAUAUUGAUUGGAAAAGUCUGUGUAUGGUUGGAAUGAUUGCUUGAUAAUGCUAGUCAUUUAAACUUGAAACUGUAUUGAUUUGUAAGAUGUGCUAUGAUACACUGACUUCCAUAAUGUUUAAAUUAAGUCCUGUGUGCUAUAUGAUACAGAAUUUCACAAACCGAUCUAGCUGCAAAGAAUUAUAACUGAGUGUUGUGGUCCUGUUAAGAAUAGACUUCAGUAGGUCUUACAGUCUAUUGCUUCCAGUUGCAAAAACCUAUACAAUAUCAAAUUUCUCACUACAUCUGUAUGAAAGAAUCAGAAUAAAUCAAUAAUUUACUUCCUCCUAUGAAGAGUUGGGUUAGCUUGGUCUCUAUGGUGGCCGACGGGUUCAAUUCCCAGCAGGAUUUUUCUCUUUGUCACAUUGUCCACAUUGGCCCUGGAGUUCCAAUUGUUUGAUGAAACAGCCUUCCCGUUGUUGUCUGGAGUCCUGUAAUGCAUGUGUUCGGUCCAGUAUGUUUCGUGAGAUUGUAGAGACAUGACCUGUGUUAAUUUUCUGUGUUCUUAAUUUGGUCUGGACCUGAGGCACAUUGCCUAUCCAGGCACUGUAAAUUACAAUACUGUUAUUGCAAGAUGGGUAGUCUAUUCAGAAUCAUGGAUACAGUAUACAUGCCACAUGCAAUUCUUGUUUGUAUGUUUUCACAACUGGAGUUCAUUGUAUUACCUAGGCCUUUGAUGAUAAGUGGUUCUUUCCUGAAAGCCAAAGUUGUAUAUGCCAUAUAUAACCCACGACCCUGGAAAGUAUGGAAUGUACAGUAACUUUUGCUGUGAUUGUGUGCUGCUGUACUACACAGACUGGUCCAUAAUGUACAUUUUCUGGUAAUAUACUUGAUUUUAUGAGAUGGUGAAUCAUAGCACAUUAUUAAUAUUUAUUAUAAAUUAUUGUAGAUCGUUGUUCAUGUAUUUUAUGAGAGAACAUUUGACAGUUUACAAGCAAAUAUAAUAGAAAUGUGAUUAAUCAA
Molecule: messenger RNA, 4282 nt
Organism: Zootermopsis nevadensis
Lineage: Eukaryota; Metazoa; Arthropoda; Insecta; Blattodea; Termopsidae
Gene: Setd3
Product: SET domain containing 3
Biological process (GO): peptidyl-lysine monomethylation; peptidyl-lysine trimethylation; actin modification
Molecular function (GO): protein binding; protein-L-histidine N-tele-methyltransferase activity; protein-lysine N-methyltransferase activity
Source: RefSeq, a predicted model, not a curated record